Chelmon rostratus (copperband butterflyfish) is the source of this 5964-nucleotide messenger RNA. RefSeq names its product protein sel-1 homolog 3-like. NCBI's taxonomy places the organism in Eukaryota, Metazoa, Chordata, Actinopteri, Chaetodontiformes, Chaetodontidae. The record is from RefSeq and is a predicted model, not a curated record. Gene Ontology annotation, molecular function: protein binding.
UGACAAAUACGCUUCCAGCUGUCAACAUUAUGAGCGAAAUGGUUGAAAAUGAACCCAGGGAUUACAUUGUUUUUACUUUUUAAUUAAUCUUAAACCAAAAAUGAACAUGUCACAUGUUGGAUAUGUCUUCAGUGCUGCUUUCAUAAUGGGACUCUGUGUGUUACAAACCGUUUCAUCCUCCUCACUCCAAACUGGCGACAGCCUGCCUGACGAUUUCCUAGGCUUUGACUCGGCCCCUGACAAGUUGGCGGAUGGCUCAGCGGUCCUUGUGCGGUAUCGAUGCUCCAGGCCAUGUCGGCUCGCGGUGGAGACGGCGGUGUCCACAUUAAGGAAGACGGAUUUAGUGGUCUUCAGGAGGAAAUGGAUCAGCGGCACAGCCCGAGUCUACAGGAUCCACCAGGUGUUGCUCAGAUGGCCUCCAUCCGUUUUAUAUCAACAGGACUUUUUCAACAGGCGCGUUCUGGACGUCCAGAAUGUGACAGUCCGUGCUUGGUUAGGGCAUCUUAAUGAUGGCGGUGAACCUGGGACACACCAGGGCUCCAUGCUGAGGGUUUAUAAAGUGCUGCAGAUAAAACCACUCUCAGAGCGUCCAGCUAAGCCUCCCACUGAGUGCCCUUCAUGGUCUGCUCAGCUGAUGUGGCAGGUGACCAGAAACAGGAUUCGUCAUUGUCCACACGAGUCAGAUAUAAUCGACAUGCUAACGUUCCCGCUGGCGAGCACCGGCGAGCGCUUUGGAGUCGUGCGCAGGUUCCAGCCUUUUAUCGACCGAGCCCUGGAGAGAGCCCGUCUUCAUGCUGUGACACAGCCCAGCGUCGCCUUAUCGCUGUGGAUCUACCUGCUGAAAUGGUGUCACGGGAAGCUCUGCGGGAUCAUCCAUCACGUCGAUAGGAACAAUUUAUACGACUCCGUUCUGAUGCAGCUUACAGACGCAGGGGACGUCAUAAUUCAGGCACGUGUGACAACAGGAGAAGAUGAAGCUUUUCGAGCCGGUGUCGUGUUGCCCCUGAGGAGAUGGAUUAGAUUAGACUGUUACAUACAGGACUCGAAGGUGCUGCUGGAUGCAACGUGGGAUGAUGAAACGCGCGGAUAUGUAUAUGAGUUUCAGGACAACAUCCACUACGAUGACACCGACGGAUACUUUGUGAUCGGAGGAGGCAAAUACAUACCAGGCAUCCAUGGGUAUUUUGGGCCGAUCAAAUACUAUCGUUUAGGAACAGAAGAGGUAAGAAACUCAAAGCCAGCGUUGCAGGAGCUGGAGAAGACUCAUCAGGAGUGUCGGGAAAUAAAAGCCUUUACAAGAGCUUUUCUGCAUCAAGUAGCUGAGAGUCACAUCCUGUCACGAAUCAACAAAGGCACCUGCAUCCCUCACUUCAUCAGACUGUGGGGUCACUUUGGAGGGAAAAUCAGCACACCAACAUGGACCUGGGAAAACCAGCUUGAUCACAGCACGCUUUUUCAUUUCUUGCAAACAAAAGCGGAGGAAAUCGGAACAGGAUCUUUAGGCCUGAAGGACCUCAGGAGGACUUUGUUUGAGCAGGCAGUUGGUAUGAUAUUCACCGUGGAUCAGGGAGAAAAUAAAAUAAUUUCCAACUCAACGGCUCUGCUACAAGUAGCCUCCUGCUUUGGAAAUCAUAAGGCGUCUCUCUUGUUGGCUGCUGUCCACCUCUCCGGCCUGGGACAUACAGUCGAUCAGCAGAAGGGUCACGUCUAUGUCUGAUGCACAGACAUAGACGUGAUAGACAUAGACUUUGCCCUGAUGCACGCAGGGUACAAGCACACACAAGGAAUUGAUGGGUUUCCAAAAGACUUGGACAUGGCUUACAGCUACUAUUCCAACGCUGGGGCACAGAGCAGCAUGGACAGUUCCAGGAUGCAUGAAAAAAACCAAUACAUGCCUGAACACAUCUACCUGAGCAGUGACGAGGAUUUAAAGGGCCUCACACACGAGACAGGUGACGUCGUUGAGUAUCUGAAGUUCCAGUCAGAGCGAGGAGACGUCGAAUCUCAGAGACAUCUGGGGACGAUUCUUUACUGGGGACAGCGUGGAGUUUCGAAAGACACCGUGAGCGCGGUGAAGUGGCUCGAGAGGAGCGCCAUGCAGAUGAAGGAUCCUUCAGCGAUGUACCACUACUCCAUCCUGCUGAUGAAGGGUGAGGGAGUAAAAAGAAACUACACCCGAGGUUUUCAGCUGCUGGAGAAAGCUGCAGCAAUGGGCUCAAUUAACGCCUUGAACGGUUUGGGCUGGUACCACGGGAGUAUACUGAACGACCAUAAAAAUGCAGUGAAAUACUUUGAGCAAGCGGUGCUAAACGGGAGCGACGAUGGCAUGUUCAACCUGGGGAUUUAUCAUCUCAACGGGAAAAACCCCGACAGGCCGCGGAGGAAUGAGACGGCCGCGUUCCAGCACUUUCUGAACGCAUCUCGGCUCGGUCACGUAGCGGCAUCGUGGUAUCUUUCGACAGGAAGCCUGGAAGGGGUGUCUCAGGAUGUGGAGAGGGCUGUGAUAAUGCUAAAAACAGUGUGCGAACAGAACGGACACGUUGGAUUUAUGAUCCGAGAGGCUCUCCAGGCCUACCUCCAGGGCUCUUGGCAGCAGGCCUUUGUGAAGUAUGUUUUGGCAGCUCAAACUGGACUGGGCCUGGCCCAGAGCAAUGUUGCGCACCUGUGUGAGGAGCUGAAUCUCGGCCAUGACUGUCAGUGGAGAUAUCAUAACUACUCUAUAUUAAACUAUGAUCCCCAUCCGUCCGCUCUGCUGAAAAUGGGAGACUACUACUACGGUUCCUCCGGCGCGCAAGAAGACUCAUUAUCCUUGGUUGGUCAGGCCAUAUCGAUGUAUGGCAGAGCAGCUCUGGCAGGCAGCCCUCAGGGAAUGUACAACUUGGCUGUUUUGGCACAACGAGGCUACGCUCUCCCGCUGAACACCCACAGCUUAUUCAACGUGUCACGCCUUGAUGAGCGGGACUUUGUGGUGGAGAAGAUCUUAAAAAGAUGUAUGGAGACUGAGGCUGAAGAAGCAGUGACGCCCUGUUCUUUAGCUCUGCUCCGAGUUCAGAUGGGAAAAGCCUGGAGGAGAGUGACUCAGAGCGGUGCAGGGCUCCUCUUGGCAUAUGCGUCUCUUCUUGCUGCCAUUGUCGUUGCUGCCAUCGUGCCGUUGCAGAGCUGUCUUCAACAAACGGCUGCCCGUCACCGUGUGGUUGCACCGAGGGCGAGGACAUCAUCUGACAGCCAAGAUGGUGUCAUCUUGAAUAGAGAGCAAGAUGGCAUCAUGAGAGGAACCUACAGAGCGGCGGGGAAUCAAUGGCUUACCGCCCUGAAUGGCGAGCAGUGGCCCCCGCAGACAGGAGAUUUGGCCGUGACUCUGUCGGGUGUGUGUCUGUGUGCUUUCUGGACCGCACUCCUCUAUCACCUCUUAUGACACAAAAUACAAAGCACAGUGAUCCAAUAGCCACAGCGAAAGCCCCAGACACUACAUAUCGUAAGAGCAUGCAUUUAGCGGAUGAGUUGCAGCUAUUCAUGUGACACAUUUGUGUUUCGGAGGCGUGUGACUCAUCUGAAGUUCCAGUCAGGAGAGAAGUGCUGAUCAGAAUGUGAGUGUGCUGCUUUAUCACAGCGCUCGUGAUGCUUCCUCACCAAUCAUUAUUCCAUUGUUUUGUCUGUGGAAAAAUGAAAAACUUACCAUGCGGUUCAUUUAAUCAAUGCUGAGUCCGACCCCACAGUUUAUAUUGUCUUUGGGCUGAGUGAAGCUUCUGUUAUGCAAUAAGUAAAUCAUAUUUUAGCAGAGUGUUUAUUAUUUGAUAUGUUUUUUUGUGGAAAUCACACAAAAAGACGCAAAGGAUCAGCCUCAGUGAUGGAUGUGUUCGGACAUGUUCGACCAGAAGCCGCGUUGUAAUAGGUCAGCUAUUAAGACUUGCUCCUAUCAGGGACGCGCUGGUGAUAAGUGUCUGACAGGAGACUGGACAUGCGACAGCAGCAUGCGGGCACAUUUAAACAUUUUGUCCAAGGUCAGAGCGACGGAGCUUCAGAAGUUAUCGCUUCAGUCUCUGGGCUGCCGGUCAAUACAUGAGAUAAGACAAUAUGAGUUUUAGCCUUCGCUGUGGGAGGCAAGAAAAGUUUGGCUUGAAAGGAUAAGUUACUAUAGCGAUGGACACCUCAAACACUCCUUUAAUGCCUCUUUGUGUUGCUGUUGUCACUGUGUUCACAAAAAAAAAAAACAUAAUGGGCAAUAUCUUGUGAGGGAUUUUGUUUGUAUUGCUGCCAACAAAUAUGAGGAAUAGGCAGCGUUACUCAGUUCUUAACAGUUAUUUACAGCUCUGGGUGACUUGUGAUGAUGUGCAGUUUAUAGCAGUGAGUGUUGUUGCCUGGUAUUCAUGGAGCUGUCAUUAGUUAAAUAAGGAGUUUCACAGUGUAAACAGCACCACGCGCAGCUCCUUCAGUUUCGAGCGAAGUCGGUAUAUAAUUUGGGGAUGAAAUAAUGAUCCUUCUUCCUUCUUCUAUCCCUGUCCCUUCUGUCGUCGGUGUCUUUCUUUAUAGGGAGAGGUCACCAAAACAAAAACGUUGCAUGCUGUUACGCAUGUGCACUCUGGUGAUCUUUUAGAUGUUUUCUGCUGUUGAUGUGGUUGAAUUUUAAUAGUGUUGGGAAUCUGUGACAACACUAGUCGAAGUUGUUUGUCAAGGCUAAUGUCUCCAUAUCCACAGUGCUACCCAAAGUAUUUCUUAAUUAUACAUGUCCAGCACUAAAAUGAUAUAAAGCAAUUACCAGUGUAGGAAGCUUUGCUUUAAAGGCUGUUAUUUAGGGAAAAGAGGAAGAUCAAUACCGGUCUUGUGUCUGUUUGUUGGCUAAAUAUAAAGCUACAGCCAGGUUAGCUUAAGUAUAAAGACACAAUACACAAAUACAGACUGCUAGCUGGUCAUUUUUAGAGUUUUUGUACAUUUUUUAUGUUAAAUAAAAAAGAUAUAACAUCUUAAUUUGUCAGCUUUAGAGGUGUCGUGCUAGCUGUUUCCACCUGGUUCCAGUCUUUAUGCUAUGCUAGGUGCUAGCGCUUGCUCUGUAUCUGCCGUACAACCGCAACAGUGGUAUCGAUCAUCUCACCUAACUUUCGGCAAGAAGGCGAGUAUUAUUUCCCAAAUUAUCUAACCAAAGGCAAAGUGAGCGAGCUAACGUGAGCUGUCGCACCUGUUCUGGUUACUCAUUGACUUUAUUCUUAUCAUUUCACUGAUAAAUUAAAUUGAUUUACUGGCCUUACAAACAUUCCAUGAGGAUUUUAGGCCAAGUCAGUUUGAAACUGUAGGCCUACUUAUAAUUUCCUUAAUUGUGAAAUCCCAAUCCUGCAUUACCUCCAAACUCUGUGCAAAUACUGUGCAAAUACUGUAUAAUAAUAAUAAUAAUAUAUAAUUAGACUGUAAUUAUGUCACACCACGUGUUGUUUGGCAUUUUGAAAACAAACUUUUUUUCCAUUGAUUUCACAAAAAAAGCAAUUGCCAAGUGAAGAAGGUAGAAAAUAUGCAAGUAGAUUUAUAUUAUAUUACAGCCUUGAUUUCAGUGUAAUUGUUUAAUGAGCUGAUAACACAUUGAUUGAUGUGACCUUGGGUUAAUACAUUAAAUUGUGUGUAAGGUCAUGAUGAUUUUGACCAGCGUCACCACACGCUGACAGAAACUUUCACACUGUUCCUUCUUUUCAAGUUCGGUUUAACUCUCACUGAACCCUCCGGACUGUUUGAUUAAAACAACCAAUAUUUGAUUUGUAGAUUUUUUUCAAAGUCUUGCUGGCAUCAAAUGUCCAUGGCAUGUGCACAAAAAAAUCUUUUCAGGGCUAUUAAUUUUCCACGACUGUAGAGAGCAAUUUUAGUUCCCCUACAGUAUUUCUUCAUCAAAGAGUGUGAUGAUACCGCUGCAACCAUCUGAUUUAAUUUCCCUUCUUUUCAAAUGGCUGCUGUAACAUGCAAUUAAAUCCAGCACCCCAUCGA